Drosophila grimshawi is the source of this 1288-nucleotide messenger RNA. It is a transcript of the gene bond, whose product is annotated as elongation of very long chain fatty acids protein 7. Gene Ontology annotation, molecular function: fatty acid elongase activity. Bases 148 to 1119 code for a protein of 323 amino acids. Gene Ontology annotation, cellular component: endoplasmic reticulum membrane. Gene Ontology annotation, biological process: fatty acid elongation, monounsaturated fatty acid; sphingolipid biosynthetic process; fatty acid elongation, polyunsaturated fatty acid. The record is from RefSeq and is a predicted model, not a curated record. Lineage: Eukaryota; Metazoa; Arthropoda; Insecta; Diptera; Drosophilidae. The transcript has 4 exons.
ACUUGCACAUUAAACAAAACUUUAAAAUACUGGAUUCUACAGUAGCCCUUGCAAGGCCACCAACCGGAAGUGUGGACUUUGUUACGGAUCUCAAGCUAAGCAACGCGUUGCUCAACCAAAAAAUCGUUAAUCGUAUAGCUAAACAAUAUGACGACCUACAUGAAGAUAGUCGAGGAGCGCAUCUCCGGCCUGGCCAAGGGUGUGGAUGAUACUGUGGACAGUUGGUUUUUGAUGAGCUCGCCGGCGCCUGUGGUAGCUGUGGUAUUAGUUUAUCUGGCAUUUGUACUCAAGAUUGGACCCGAGUUUAUGAAGAAUCGCAAGCCAAUGGAUCUGAAGCGUAUUAUGGUCUUUUACAAUGCCUUCCAGGUCUGCUACUCCAUUUGGAUGUGUCGCACGUCGUUCCGGGAAAGCAAUGUCAUGGCCUCGAUACUCUCAAAGAAAUGCGAAAUAAAUCGGACACGCGAACAGACUCUGGCACUGUAUUCGGGCGCAUGGUUCUACUUCUUCUCGAAGAUCAUUGAUCUGUUGGACACCACAUUCUUUGUGCUGCGCAAGAAGAACAAUCAGGUGUCGUUCCUGCAUGUCUAUCAUCAUACGAUCACAGUGCUGUUCUCCUGGGGUUAUCUGAAAUAUGCGCCCGGCGAGCAGGGAGUAAUCAUUGGCAUUCUGAACUCUGGUGUGCAUAUCAUUAUGUACUUCUAUUACAUGGUCGCCGCCAUGGGACCACAGUACCAGAAAUAUUUGUGGUGGAAGAAGUACAUGACAAGCAUUCAGUUGGUCCAGUUUGUGCUGAUCCUUGGCUAUAUGCUGGCAGUGGGCGCCAAGGGAUGCAAUAUGCCCAAGACGCUGACUUUCUUCUUUGUGGGCAACACGAUCAUCUUCCUCUAUCUGUUUGGCAAUUUCUAUCGCAAGACGUACAAGAAGUCCAAGAGCAUCGAUAGCAAUGGAAUGGCGCGCAACGGUGGCACAAGUCUCAAUCUGGCGCAAUCGGCGCUACGUGCUGCCGGCGGCAUGGGCUGCAUGCCGAUGCCAUCCAACAAGAACAAUAACAACGCCAGCGACUUUAAGCCUUAUAUCGAUCUGAAUAACAACAAUGUUAAGCCCCUGAAGGCGGAAUGAGCCGAGUCGGCUUUUUGGUGGGGUUAUCGUUCGUGUUUAGGUUAGCUUUACGUUUGUUAGAGCGGGGCUUUAGUCUAGUGUUAAAUGUAUCCAUUAGCCUAUCUGUGUAUGAAAUGAAUCUGAAUGUUGAACUUGUAUAAUAUAGCAUGUAUAAUGUUUAUGCCAAACA